This is a messenger RNA of Trichechus manatus latirostris (Florida manatee), 3471 nucleotides long. RefSeq names its product glutamate ionotropic receptor NMDA type subunit 2C (gene GRIN2C). Gene Ontology annotation, cellular component: plasma membrane; NMDA selective glutamate receptor complex. The record is from RefSeq and is a predicted model, not a curated record. Gene Ontology annotation, biological process: long-term synaptic potentiation; monoatomic ion transport; excitatory postsynaptic potential. The transcript has 13 exons. Lineage: Eukaryota; Metazoa; Chordata; Mammalia; Sirenia; Trichechidae. Gene Ontology annotation, molecular function: NMDA glutamate receptor activity. Bases 1 to 3471 code for a protein of 1156 amino acids.
AUGGGUGGGGCCCUGGGGCCGGCCCUGCUGCUCACUUCAAUCCUGGGGGCCUGGGCAGGGCCCGGCCCGGGGCAGGGCCAGCAGGCUGUGACAGUGGCCGUGGUGUUUGGCAGCUCGGGGCCACCCCAGGCCCAGGCCCGUGCCCACCUCACCCCCCAGAGCUUCCUGGACCUGCCCCUGGAGAUCCAGCCCCUCACCGUGGGCGUCAACAACACCAACCCCAGCAGCCUCCUCACCCAGAUCUGCAGGCUCCUGGGUGCUGCCCGCGUCCAUGGCGUCGUCUUUGAGGACAACGUGGACACCGAGGCUGUGGCCCAGAUCCUCGACUUCAUCUCCUCCCAGACCCAUGUACCCAUCCUCAGCAUCAGCGGGGGCUCUGCUGUGGUCCUUAGCCCCAAGGAGCCGGGCUCCGCCUUCCUGCAGCUGGGCGUGUCCCUGGAGCAGCAGCUGCAGGUGCUCUUCAAGGUGCUGGAGGAGUACGACUGGAGCGCGUUCGCCGUUAUCACCAGCCUGCACCCGGGCCACGCGUUCUUCCUCGAGAGCGUGCGCGCCGUCGCCGACGCCAGCCACCUGGGCUGGCGGCUGCUGGACGUGCUGACGCUGGAGCUAGGCCCCGGCGGGCCGCGGACGCGCACCCAGCGCCUGCUGCGCCAGCUCGACGCGCCGGUGCUGGUGGCCUACUGCUCGCGCGACGAGGCCGAGGUGCUCUUCGCCGAGGCGGCGCGCGCCGGCCUGGUGGGGCCGGGGCACGUGUGGCUGGUGCCCAACCUGGCGCUGGGCAGCACCGACGCGCCGCCCGCCGCCUUUCCCGUGGGCCUCAUCAGCGUCGUCACCGAGAGCUGGCGCCUCAGCCUGCGCCAGAAGGUCCGCGACGGCGUGGCCAUCCUGGCCCUGGGCGCCCACAGCUACCGGCGCCAGCACGGCGCCCUGCCCGCCGCUGCCGGGGACUGCCGUGGCCACCCACGGCCCAUCAGCCCUGCGCGGGAGGCCUUCUACAGGCACCUGCUGAAUGUCACCUGGGAGGGUCGAGACUUCUCCUUCAGCCCUGGUGGGUACCUGGUCCAGCCCACCAUGGUUGUGAUCGCUCUCAACCGGCACCGCCUGUGGGAGAUGGUGGGGCGCUGGGAGCAUGGUGUCCUGCACAUGAAGUACCCGGUGUGGCCUCGCUACAGUGCCUCUCUGCAGCCCGUGGUGGACAGCCGGCACCUGACGGUGGCCACGCUGGAAGAGCGGCCCUUUGUCAUCGUGGAGAGCCCUGACGUUGGCAUCGGUGGCUGCGUGCCCAACACCGUGCCCUGCCGCAGACAGAGCAAUCACACCUUCAGCGGUGAUGCGGCCCCCUACACCAAGCUGUGCUGUAAGGGCUUCUGCAUCGACAUCCUCAAGAAGCUGGCCAAGGUGGUCAGGUUCUCCUACGACCUGUACCUGGUGACCAACGGCAAGCAUGGCAAGAGGGUGCGCGGCGUGUGGAACGGCAUGAUCGGGGAGGUGUACUACAAGCGGGCAGACAUGGCCAUCGGCUCCCUCACCAUCAACGAGGAGCGCUCGGAGAUCGUGGACUUCUCCGUGCCCUUUGUGGAGACAGGCAUCAGCGUCAUGGUGGCCCGCAGCAAUGGCACUGUCUCCCCCUCGGCCUUCCUGGAGCCCUACAGCCCUGCAGUGUGGGUGAUGAUGUUCGUCAUGUGCCUCACCGUGGUGGCCAUCACUGUCUUCAUGUUCGAGUACUUCAGCCCCGUCAGCUACAACCAGAACCUUACCAGCGGGAAGAAGUCUGGGGGCCCAUCCUUCACCAUCGGCAAGUCCGUGUGGCUGCUGUGGGCGCUGGUCUUCAACAACUCAGUGCCCAUCGAAAACCCCCGGGGCACCACCAGCAAAAUCAUGGUCCUGGUCUGGGCCUUCUUCGCCGUCAUCUUCCUCGCCAGCUACACUGCCAACCUGGCUGCCUUCAUGAUCCAGGAGCAGUACAUUGACACUGUGUCUGGCCUCAGCGACAAGAAGUUUCAGCGGCCUCAAGAUCAGUACCCACCCUUCCGUUUUGGCACUGUGCCCAAUGGCAGCACGGAGCGGAAUAUCCGCAGCAACUACCGCGACAUGCACACCCACAUGGUCAAGUUCAACCAGCGCUCUGUAGAGGAUGCGCUCACCAGCCUCAAGAUGGGGAAGCUGGAUGCCUUCAUCUACGACGCUGCUGUCCUCAACUACAUGGCGGGCAAGGACGAGGGCUGCAAGCUGGUCACCAUCGGGUCCGGCAAGGUCUUCGCCACCACUGGCUACGGCAUCGCCAUGCAGAAGGACUCCCACUGGAAGCGGCCCAUAGACCUGGCACUCCUGCAGUUCCUGGGGGACGGGGAGACACAGAAGCUGGAGACGGUGUGGCUCUCGGGGAUCUGCCAGAAGGAGAAGAACGAGGUGAUGAGCAGCAAGCUGGACAUCGACAACAUGGCGGGCGUCUUCUACAUGCUGCUGGUGGCCAUGGGGCUGGCACUGCUCGUCUUCGCCUGGGAGCAUCUGGUCUACUGGAAGCUGCGUCACUCGGUGCCCCACACGUCCCAGCUGGACUUCCUGCUGGCCUUCAGCAGGGGCAUCUACAGCUGCUUCAGCGGCGUGCAGAGGCUGGCCAGCCCCGUGCGGCCGCCCAGCCCGGACCUCACGGCCAGCUCGGCUCAGGCCAGCGUGCUCAAAAUGCUGCAGGCGGCGCGCGACAUGGUGACCACAGCGGGCGUGAGCAGCUCCCUGGACCACGCCACGCGCACCAUCGAGAACUCGCGGGCCUGGCGGCUCCUCUUGGCCUCCGAGAGGCGCGCGCUCUCGGAGCGCCCCCUAUCCCCUGCGCGCUGUCCCUACAACUCCUUCCCGCGAGCCGACCGGGCGCGGCGCCCCUUCCUCCCGCUCUUCCCGGAGCCCACGGAGCCCACGGAGCCCAAGGACCUGUCGCUGCUCGAGCGGGAGCAGCUGGCCCGGCGGGAGGCCCUGCUGCGCGCGGCCUGGGCCCGCAGUCCCCGCCCGCGCCACGCCUCCCUGCUCAGCUCGGUGGCCGCGGACUUCGCUCGGCCCAGCUCGCUACCUGCGCCGUGCGCCGGUCCCACCUGCACCUGCCGCAAAGCCGGCCAGGCCUGGAGGCGCCCGGCAUCGUCGCUGCGGCUGCCGUUCUACCGCGAGGCCUGCCAGGGGCGCGUGCCGGCAGGGACCCCCACCUGGCCGCACGGACAGCACGCCUGCUUCCACGCCCAUGCCAAUCUGCCGCUCUGCUGGGGUACUGUCUGCCCUCACCUCCCACCCUGUGCCAGCCAUGGCCCCUGGCUCCCUGGGGUCUGGGGGCCUCAGGGGCACAGGGGCAGGACUCUGGGGCUGAGCACAGGCUACAGGGACAGUGAGGGGCUGGAUGAGGUCAGCAGGGUGGCCUGCGGAAUGCACGGCCUCCCAGGCCCUUGCACCUGGAGGCGGUUCUCCAGUCUGGAGUCGGAAGUGUGA